GAACGUCCAUCGGUGGUUCCCGGGAAUUACAUACUUGUAGUAAAAUGCGGUGUAGAAGAUGGGAAGGCAUAUAAAGGAUAUGUCUAUCAGACUCGAGUAGAUAAGAUUGACAUAAAAUUUGGAAGAUCAUUUUUAGAAGGAGUCUAUUCACCGAAUGCAAAGUUCGAUGUUCGAUUCACUUUUAAUCGCGUGGCAAUGAGGAGGAUGCAUCAAGCUCUUAACAAUACCAACGUGAACUUUAAACGAUUGUUUCCUCAUAAUCGUCAUAAUUAUGAAAACUAUGAAGAUGGUAAAAAUAAUGAACAAAUAACCGAAUUUUACACUUCCCAGGACGAAUAUCAAAAACCAGCAAAUUUAUUGUUGAAAAAGUUAAGCGAACAUUUACUACCCAAAGAAAUGAUUCGAAUCUAUGCUACUUCACAGAAUCUAAAUAAACUAGAUUCAGAUCUUCAUGACUACUGCAUUAUAUAUAAUGGAAAGUUUUAUACUCCAACAUUAACUUAUAUCGAGCAACGACAG
This is a messenger RNA of Racocetra fulgida, 519 nucleotides long. The record is from the annotation of a GenBank genome assembly. NCBI's taxonomy places the organism in Eukaryota, Fungi, Glomeromycota, Glomeromycetes, Diversisporales, Gigasporaceae.